Messenger RNA from Aspergillus lentulus, 747 nucleotides. RefSeq lists its product as uncharacterized. The record is from RefSeq and is a predicted model, not a curated record. NCBI's taxonomy places the organism in Eukaryota, Fungi, Ascomycota, Eurotiomycetes, Eurotiales, Aspergillaceae.
AUGGAUGUGAUGAGAGGUGCUGUUGGAGGCAUGGGAUAUGGGACCAUCGGGCAGAAGAUGGUGGACACCUUUGUAGAUGAAUGCAUUGCCGCAGGGCUGAAGAUUGCGGACUGCGCUGGUCACCGUCCGAACGGUGGGAGUCCAGCUGAAAGCCGGCAGUUGGAGGACGCUGCCAUCAGAGCAAUGAAAGAUUUCUUCUUCAAGGAGGUCCUUGCCCUGUGGUAUUACAAUGCGCAUAUUGUUCGACAGAUUCUCAGUGCAUUCCCCCCCCUGGAAUACCUUGUUCUACCGGACUUUCUGCACCUUCCGUUUCUGACAAGGAUGAAAUAUUUCUUUCCAGCAUGUACUGAUCUUGACGAUGAGUUGUCUCCAUUCGGCCCGGUCAGCUUCUCCCCCCCGCAGAUGUUGCAAACUCUUGGGAUUUCGUAUAGGGAGAAUGGCCGUCGAUACUCGGACAUUAUGGCGUCUGUCAAGGCGGUGGAUAUUUUCUCAGGACACUAUAACCCGAUCUUGGCACUGUUCAGUCGCAGGUCUGAUCGUCUGCCCGCUGGCCUGCUGUCGCUGCUGAUAUUCAACCGUUGGUGCAAUGGAAAUCGUUCCGAAAUUGGAACUGAUGUUAUUGAGAGGUUGAGGAAUCACGUUGACAAGGCAGUUUCUCAUAUACCAGAUAGAAAGAAGCCCAGGCUAUUUGAUGUACAACACAUGAGGGGUGUGAUGGAUGAAAUGUAUGAGGACUGGUUGUCAUGA